Molecule: messenger RNA, 831 nt
Organism: Angiostrongylus costaricensis
Lineage: Eukaryota; Metazoa; Nematoda; Chromadorea; Rhabditida; Metastrongylidae
Source: the annotation of a GenBank genome assembly
AUGGCAAACCGAUCCGCUGCUGCUCCUCGUGCCGGUGCUGCUAAUAAGACCUGCCAGUUCAAACUCGUCCUACUUGGCGAGAGUGCAGUUGGUCAGCCAGAAGCUGAGACAAUUGUGUUUUGGUCAAUUGAGAGAUAUUGUCUUAUGGAGUGUCGUGACAAAGAGGCAUGGUUGUUUUUAGAUUACGGAACCAGAGCAGGAGAAAGGCGCAUCCCUCCAUGUGAAAUUACGAGUGAUUUUUUUACUAUCGUUUUGCUUGUUUCAGGAAAAUCUUCGCUCGUCUUACGUUUUGUCAAAGGUCAAUUUCACGAAUACCAAGAGUCAACGAUUGGUGCUGCUUUUUUAACGCAAACAGUUUGCUUGGAUGAUGCUACUGUGAAGUUCGAGAUUUGGGAUACUGCCGGUCAGGAACGAUACCACUCUCUCGCACCGAUGUACUAUAGGGGAGCACAAGCCGCUAUAGUUGUGUACGACAUUACAAAUCAGGCAAGUUUCUUUUACUAUUAUAACCGUUGCGAAUCUUUUCAAAAGGCCAAGAAUUGGGUGAAGGAGCUCCAGAGGCAAGCAUCUCCUAAUAUCGUGAUGGCUUUAGCGGGUAACAAGGCUGACAUGGCCAAUAGGAGAACCGUCGAAUACGAGGAAGCUCAAGCUUAUGCAGAAGAUAAUGCACUGCUUUUCAUGGAAACUUCGGCAAAGACAUCAAUGAAUGUGAACGACAUCUUCAUGGCAAUCGCGAAAAAACUGCCUAUUGGUCCACCUAGUGGUGAACCAAGUGGUACAGUGGACAUGAACCAGCCGCAACAGGCACAGAAGGGUAAUUGUUGCAAGUAA